Molecule: messenger RNA, 3858 nt
Organism: Orbilia oligospora ATCC 24927
Lineage: Eukaryota; Fungi; Ascomycota; Orbiliomycetes; Orbiliales; Orbiliaceae
Exons: 5
Coding region: 1-3858 (1285 amino acids)
Biological process (GO): intracellular signal transduction
Molecular function (GO): guanyl-nucleotide exchange factor activity
Source: RefSeq, a predicted model, not a curated record
AUGGCAGAGCCCCAGCACGGUCGAACUUACAAUAACGGUCCGUCGCCGUCUGCACGAGAUGCUGCAUUUUCCAACAUCUUUGGUGGACCUCCACCCCCUGGGAGAUCACAAACCAUGAACUCACAGUCUCCUAUGCCGCCACCCUCACGUUCCCAGACAAUGGGCAACGUGCAACGGCCACCGCCUUCUGAUUUUAGCAACGACGGUUACGAACACCAGAAACCUAAUGGAUAUCCGCCGCCCGGACAGCAUCAGCGACCUCCCAACGGCUAUGCACCUCAGGGGAUGCCCAAUGGUGGUGGUGGUGGUGGUGGCGGUGGUGGCUACGGCCGACCUCCACCCCCACAGCACCCGCAGGGCUACCACCAGGGACCUCCACAACCUCAGCAAUACCACCAACAAGCUCCACCGGAACGACGCCCGUACGUUCAACAACAGCGUAUGCCGCCUCCGAGCUUCAAUCGUCCCCCUCCCAAUCGCUUCUACCCACCCUCCGGCCCGGGAGGUCAUCCGGGUCCUGCUAUGAACAAUGAUCCUAAUCGUUCCAGGUCCUUGGCUAGUUAUGGUCCACCUCCCAGUUCUUUCCAUCAGGGGCCUGGGGGUGGGCCUUCUGGACCACCACAUCGCCCUCCACCCCACCAGGUCGUGAACCCUAUGGCUCGCCAAACAGCUCAAGGGCGACAUAUCCCCGAACGUGUCGAUGAACGAUCCAUGUCAAUGACUUCUCCUAUGCCCGACCCUAGAGAUGCUUCAAGGGCACAAACUAUGAGCGGCCGUGUCAUACCCUUCCGAGCUCGGGACACAAGCGAAGAACCGUACAACCCGUCUGCGUCUGAAGGUCGAGGCCCACCGCAGUUUGACAGUCAAUUUCAGCAAUCAUCUGCCAACGCCUACAGAUCGUCGCCUGCGCUAUCGCAACGGAGCUCGAGCAGCACGUUUCCCUCCCGACCGGAGAAUAGGGAUUCGCAGAUGUCUCACAUGUCCUCUGCCUCUCAAAUGUCGCAGAUGUCGCAGAUGUCACAUAAUUCCGUCACCUCAAAUAAUAGUAGUGUUAAACCCCGGACUCCUAGUUAUGCUAGCACCACCUCUAGUGUCACACCGGCCGCUACCCCGACAUCUUACACUCCGACAUCGUAUACUCCUACCUCACAAACACCGGAUUCCGCAAUGGCGCCUAAACAGAAUCAGUCGUCCCAAUCGCGAGCUCAGACAAUGGUUUCCCAGCAGUCGACCAUCCUCACGAUGUCGCGAAGGGCACCGCUGGUCUAUCCUGCCUUGCUUUCUCGUGUUGCAGAUGUCUUCCGUGAAAGGGUACAAAUCGGAGACAGAAUGAAGAACGAACUCACCUAUAAGUCAGCAUUUACCGGAGCUGAGGCCGUCGAUAUGAUCGCGUACAUAAUCAAAACUAGCGACCGGAACCUGGCUCUCCUCCUAGGACGUGCGCUAGAUGCACAGAAGUUCUUUCAUGACGUUACGUACGAUCACCGACUGCGAGACUCCGGCAGCGAGGUUUAUCAGUUCCGAGAGAGGCUCGUUGAUGAAGAUAAGACAGAUGUCAAUGGCGUUUUCACAUUGCUGACGGAAUGUUACUCUCCGACUUGUACUCGAGAUCGACUAUGCUAUUCGAUUGCCUGUCCCCGUCGAUUAGAGCAACAGGCUCGUCUCAAUAUGCAGCCCCUACCUGGUCUUAAGAGAGAAUCCUCCAGGUCUAGUUUGCAUGAUAAUGACGAAAAAGAACAGAAAUUGUGGAUACAUAGUGUCCCCAAGGAAGUUGCUGAAAGUGUUUCUGACUCGGAGAAGAAGAGACAGGAAGUCAUUUGCGAGGUUAUCUACACUGAACGCGAUUUCGUCAAAGAUCUGGAAUACUUGCGUGAUUUCUGGAUGAAACCACUAAAGAGCACUGUUCCUCCGUCACCUAUCGUCGAAUUCAAGCGAGAAAUGUUCAUCAAAAAGGUGUUUUCAAAUAUGCUCGAGGUUCACAGCGUGAACUCCAAACUCGCAGAAGCCCUGACUAAGAGACAACAAAACAACGCCGUGAUCCACAACAUUGGUGACAUCUUCCUAGAAUACGUUCCGCAUUUCGAUCCUUUCAUCAAAUAUGGCGCCAACCAAUUGUAUGGGAAAUACGAAUUUGAGCGGGAAAAGGCAAGCAACCAGGCCUUUGCACGCUUUGUCGAGGAAACUGAACGUAUGAAGGAGUCAAGAAAGUUGGAGCUGAACGGCUAUUUGACCAAACCAACAACCCGUCUUGCAAGAUAUCCCUUGCUUCUAGAGGCGGUUUUGAAGAAUACAGCAGAAGACAAUCCAGACAAGCAAGAUUUGCCUAAGGCCAUCGAGAUGAUCCGUGAAUGCUUGAGCAAGGUCAAUGUUGAAUCCGGAAGGGCGGAGAAUACCUUCAAUCUCAUGCAGCUGGACCAGCAACUUCAAUUUGCACCCGCCGACAAAGUCGAUCUAAAACUUACGGAGGAAGGAAGGCAGCUCAUCUUCAAAGGAAGUUUGAAAAGAAGUCCCACUGAUACUGGAACUGGAGAUAUCCAGGCCUUUUUGUUUGACCAUGCUAUUCUUCUGGUCAAAAUUAAGGUUGUCAACAAGCGGGACCAGUAUAAAGUUUACAAGAGGCCUAUCCCCCUCGAACUUUUAGUUAUCAAUGAGAUGGCCGAAGUCUUGCCCGAGAGAGGCAUUAAACGCCCGCCAUCAUCAUUACUCCCCAAGGCAGGCAACCAGCAAAAGGCUGAUGCUAAUGCCAAGAACGGCUAUUCUAUAACAUUCCAGCAUCUUGGAAAGCGGGGCUACGUUUUGUCUCUAUUUGCCGCGACUGUUGUAGGCCGCCGAAAGUGGAUGGAGCACAUUGAAGCACAGCAAACGGCCCUUCGAGAGCGUAGUAACAUUUUCACUAAGGAGGUUCUCAGUGAUGAUUUCUUCAACUUUGCCACCAACAAAGUCAACUGUUUGGUUCCUAUGGAUGGUGGCCGGAAAUUGGUCUACGGCACGGAUACGGGUAUCUUCGUUUCCGAUAGGCGACCAGGCUCUACCGCACAAGGCGUUCCUAAGAAGGUUAUCGAUAUCCCUCAAGUGUCUCAGGUUGACGUUCUUGAGGAAUACCAGAUACUGUUGGUUCUCUCCGAAAAGACAGCCUAUUCGUUCCCAAUCGAGACAAUCACGGAGCCCGGAGAACCCGCCAUGGCUAGCAAACGCCACAAGCGUAUCCAAGGCCACGUCAACUUUUUCAAGACUGGCGUCUGUCUCGGCCGUGUUCUUGUGUGCUGCGUCAAGAACAGCAGCAUGAGUGCUACAGUUAAGGUCUACGAACCAAUGGAUACCCUUGCAAAGGGACGCAACAAACCCGCUUUUAGAAAGCUCUUGGCUGGCGGCCAGGAUGCAUUAAAACUAUUUAAGGAAUUCUACAUCCCUUCUGAGGCUUCCUCCAUACACUUCCUCAAAUCGAAGUUAUGCGUUGGGUGUGCAAAGGGAUUCGAAGUAGUGUCACUAGAAACUUUGGACACGCAAACCCUCCUAGACCCUGCCGAUACCUCUCUAGACUUUGUACAAAGACGCGAAAACGUCAAACCAAUUGCAAUCUAUCGGUUGAAUGGCGGAGAGUUCUUACUCAAUUACAGCGACUUCUCAUUCUUCGUUAACCGAAAUGGAUGGCGAGCUCGCCCAGAUUGGAGCAUACAAUGGGAGGGCCAGCCCACCGCAUUUGCCCUGCAACCUCCGUACAUUUUGGCUUUUGAGCCUAAUUUCAUCGAAAUCCGGAACAUGGAAAGUGGAGGAAUGAUCCUAUACGCCUACGAAGACGAUGGGGGAGAAGACGUAAUUGCUUCUCUCGAUUUCUGGAAGCAACAGGGACGCGCUUAA